Molecule: messenger RNA, 2893 nt
Organism: Carassius carassius (crucian carp)
Lineage: Eukaryota; Metazoa; Chordata; Actinopteri; Cypriniformes; Cyprinidae
Product: sorting nexin-8-like
Exons: 13
Coding region: 108-1667 (519 amino acids)
Biological process (GO): retrograde transport, endosome to Golgi
Molecular function (GO): phosphatidylinositol binding
Source: RefSeq, a predicted model, not a curated record
CUUUACCAUGUGUUUCCACAUCACUACAACUUUAAGGAGAAGGACAUGCUCUUUUUUUUGCAGGAAAUCACAUGGAGGUGAUAUCGCACUCACAUGACAUCUGAACCAUGGCAGCGGACAUCAAUGAAGGAUCUGUCCCUUCAUAUUAUCGUGAAGUGCAUCAAGCCAUCUGCUCCAGAACUGAUGAACGAGUGCCUAUUGGUGUAUUCCAGAGAGUUCUCAGCAGAACAUAUCUCUCCAGUACUGUUCAAAACCAGAUAGCCGAACAUGUAAACAAUGUUGAUGGAUUCCUUAGUAAAGUCUCGCUUUAUAAAGGCUUGGCUCUCAUUGCCCUUGCUCAACAAGGAAAACCACCAAGUCCCAAACUACUGGAGAAUUUCAUACAAGAGUUCCCGAAGCCUCAGCUGGGAGAGCCAAAGGAGCUUCAGAGUCUGAAGAUUCAGUCGGUUGAGGAGAGUCCUUUGAACUUGUCUUUGACUCUGGCAGAGCUGUUAAAGAAGGACACCAUCAAAGUUGAUCUCAUCCCCGAGAAGAAGGGAUUGUUUCUUAAACACGUGGAGUAUCAGGUCACCAGUGAGCGUUUUACAGUAUCAGUCUAUCGGCGAUACAAUGAUUUUGAUGUUUUCCAUGAGCUUCUACUUCAGAGAUAUGCUUACAGAGUCGUGCCGGCGCUUCCUCCCAAAAGGGUGCUGAAAGGAGUCCUGACCUCAAUGUCAGAUCGGCAGUUCAUUGAAGGGCGGAGACGAGCUCUUGGCAGGUUUCUGAAUCUUGUGGCACGACACCCUGUCUUUUCUGAGGAUGAGCUUGUGAAAACAUUCCUCACCUUCAGUGGCUCGGAUGUCCAAGCUAAGUUUAGAGAUGCUUGCAAAAAAAUGGGUGAUGAGUUCAUGACAUGCAAAUAUGCAACGCAGGCCAAGGAUUACCUCCCAGCAGAUGUCCAAAGUCAAUUUUCAUCCAGCAGAGAGCUCAUCAGAAAUAUCCAUAACAGUUUUCAGAAGUUAAGGGACAGGGCGGAGAGGAUGGCCAGUCGCUCAAAGGAGAACGCCGCGGAUCUGCUGAUGUUUGGGAAGGAGCUCAGUUCUUUGGGAUCAGAUGAGUCAUCUGUGCCUAUCCUGGCGUCCUGUAAGAGUCCUUGGGCUGCACUCAGACGCUCUGUUAAAGGGCUUUCUGUUGAGUUCUCACUUCUGUCUGAAAAAGCUGCCCAACAGUGCAGAAGAGAAGAGGAUGAUGUGGUAGAAAAACUAAAUCUGUUCUUGGACUUGCUGCAGUCGUACAGGGACUUGUGUGAAAGGCAUGAGAAAGGGGUCUUGCAUGAACACCAACGAGCGCUCCAGAAGUACGGUGUCAUGAAAAGACAAAUGCUGAGUGCCACGGUGCAGCCUAAAGAACAGGUUUCUGUCGAACAGCUGGAGUCCCGCAUCGUCCAGCAAGAAAACGCCAUUCAGACCAUGGAGCUGCGCAACUACUUCUCCCUGUUCUGCCGGCACCAGGAAAGCCAGCUCAUAUUUACUUAUCUGCCCAUUACGUCUCACAUCCUGGGGGCACUUGUAGACUCACAGGUGCUGGGACAUAAAGAGAUGGGUGAGGUGUGGCAAGAUCUUCAUUCCAAACUUAAAAGUCUUUUUGGGGACGGUAACGGACAGUUUCCACCUCUCAGCCCAAAAUAACCUCCCUUUUGUGAUUUCAUGAACUCCAAGCCUGUUUUGAAUCGCAGGAUCUAAUCAGGAACUACAGACAAUCAGUAUGCUUUCUCGCAAAGAAUUAUGGGGAACUGGUUCUGUGUAAAUGUGUUAUGUGGCAGUUCUUAAAAUCUGUCAGUCUGAGUUGAAAAGGCAACUUGAUUUCCUACAGUUUGAACAAACUGACACCUAAAAUAAAGAGCUGAUGUUGUGGAGUAUAAUUUUAAGAAAUGCAACAAGAUGCUAUAACACUGUAUUGAUCUUUAAUCUACAUGUAUGCAAAGCUAAUGUUGUUGUUUUAAAACGUAAGCUAAUCUGAAAAGAAAUUGUACAUUGUAAAAAGGGUUAACACAUGAAAGUUGACCUGUAUCUUCUAUUUUAGUGCAAUAUAAAGAAAUGAGCUAAACUAAUAGCAAGUGAGUCGGAGCGAUGGUUAGUUGAAUACACUUCAUGGGAAAUAUGCAGAAAUUGUUAUUUGAUUCAAAGGCAUCAUAAUUAUUUUGCCAGUCUGAUUCUAUGUUAUCUACUUUGUAUCUUCAGACUUGUACUUCUCGCAGCUUUGUUUUGUUGUCACAUUUCAUUUUUAUUUGUAAGUAAUAUUUACACUACCAUUCAAAAGUCUGGAGUUAGUAAGAUUUUAUUUUUGAAAAAAAUUAUUUCUUUUAUUCAGCAUGAAAUUACCAAAAGUCAUGGUGAAGACAUUUAAAAAUUUCAUUUUAAAGCUGUUCUUUUGUACUCAUCAUAUCUUGAUUUCCACAGAAAUAUUAAUCUGCACAGUCAUUUCCAACACUGACAAGAAAUGUUUCUUGAGCAGGAAAUCAGCAUAUUCUUGCUUCCUUGCUGAGCAUCACUGUGAGGCAUUCAAAUGACAGUAGUGUAUACAAUACAGUAGUGUAUUCAAGUGAACACUUUCAAACUAGUUGUCUUACUAACUAUGAAGUAAUUAGUUAUUAGCUGCUCUGAAUGCCAAAAACUUGUUUUUAUUCAAUAAAUUGAUGUUCUGAAAUUUUUGGCUGCUAUUAAACUAUCAUAUUAACUAUACUUCGAAAUAUGUCUGUAAAAAAAAAUGCUGUCGGUUGAUAAUGCAUGCAUCAUGCAUAAUUCCAUCUUAAUUGUUUAAUAUUUAGUAAAACACUUUAGCAGAGCUUAUCAAUUGUCUUCAAAUGUUUGAUUUUAUGUUUGGACUAAGUAAAGCAUUAAAGAAAUGGAAACUU